This is a messenger RNA of Didymodactylos carnosus, 4209 nucleotides long. The record is from the annotation of a GenBank genome assembly. Lineage: Eukaryota; Metazoa; Rotifera; Eurotatoria; Philodinida; Philodinidae.
AUGGUAACGAGUGUUAAUGAUAAUAGUAACAAUAAUGAUAAUGAUGCCGAUACUAACACAUAUUUACCUGUACAUCAAAAUUUAUUGUUAUCCAAUUGUUGUCCAACAAAACCAAAACGUUCAAAACUAUCAUUUCAUUCAUUUUCAAAAUCAAGACGGAAAUCAUUUAAUUUAAUAGCACACAUGAAAACAAUAAAGACUGAUAAUAAAAAAAGACAUAGAGGAUUUUGUCGUGCAUUAUGUUGUACAGAACUUCAUAUUAGCGAAAGUCAAUCAAGUGUCCAUAGUAUAAAUCGAAAUAAUCUGAAUUAUACUCACACAACAACGGCAUCGUCAACCGGCUUGACCAAUGAUUUGUGUUUGUAUUCUUCAAACAACAGUAACGAUGCUAAAACAACACCAGUUCAUACACGAAAAUCCCACUUAAAUGAUUUUUUAACUACUGCUCCCAUUGGUAAUAACAAGUCAUCUCGACCAUCGGUAAAUGUUGUUUUAUUACAGCAUAAACAAGUAGCUUCAUCAUCUUCUCCAUCUCAACAUCUUUUCCAGCGUCCACUUUCAUCACCAGCUUCAUUACAUCGUUCUCAAACUUAUGUAUUACAACCGCAUAAUAACAAUAAUAAUAAUAAUAAUGUUUCAUCACCAUCACGAAAAGAAAAAAACAGAACGCCAACUUUAUCUGAGACAGAACAAAAUGCGGUAAAAAUUACGUCGAUAACCGCACCAUCAUUAAAAAACUCUCUUAUAUCUGAUCAACAACAGCAUUCUGCUGUCGUCAGUAAACCACCAUCGAUACAAUAUUCAAACCAUGAGAGGUUAAAUAAUAAUAAUUUUGUACCCCGAGCACAAAUAAAAAUCACCUCAGACUCAUUGAUGAACAAAACGAUAAACUGUAAUACUCGUACGUCACAAAAUACAUAUAAUCAACCCUCAUCGAGCAGAAUUCAAGCGAAUCGAAAUACAAAUCAAAAAAUUCCUUCUCGUGUCACAAAUGGUGUUUACCAAAAUGUUGUUCCCAUCUCUAUUGUUCAAAAUUCUCCAAUAUCUAACAAUCGUUCAUCUACUCUAAAGCAGUCACCUCGAGUACAUUCCGACCACCAAAAUCAAGUACGAUCGCUGGUAGUAAAUGAUUCUCUCAGAGUACAAUCACGUUAUCCAUCAGCAGAAUCUCCACCAUCGACUGGUAAUCGACGACGUUACGAUAAAACGAAUAUUUCGCUAGGGAUUAAUGGCGGUCGUGGUAGUCCGAAAACAGCAGAAUUAAAAUCUGUGAGCGCCCAUGUGACACGAACGAAACACGUACCAACUACUGUAAAUAAAGAUCGUAAUUCUCAAGUGAUCUCCGAAACAAAAAUGUCAUCUACAAGAACUACGACUAGUACUAACGCAUCAUCAUCCAACUACUCUUCUGUAGAUAAAAAACAAACAGUUAUCGAUUCACUUCGUACAGCAUCUAGUCAUACGAAACAGCAUUUAUCUGAUAAUACUAAACCAAAGAUCACUCAAAAAACUUCUCAAUCACAAAGAGUAUCAAAUAUUGAUGAAAUUAUCAUGAAACAACAACAACAAGAAAAAUACAAAGUUGAAACUCCUCCGAAACCCCGUUGUUCGACACCCUCUCCAAAAUUGAUCACUCCCCCACGCGAAAAGACACCAUCGACUGACAAUGACGUCUGCGCUUUCUCAUUACUCGAAAAUGAUGGAGAUUAUUCCGCAUUCUCAAAUGAAAUAUAUCAGGAUUCGUCAAACGAAGAAAAAAAGAACAGUUCGACACUAAACACUAUUCUAAAACCAAGUAUAUCGGAACCGAUAUCAAAAUUAAAAUGUCAACAAUUACGCCCAUGUUUUUCGUCAGAUGUUGUGCGUCCAACCAUAACACUUGUGCGUCCUGUUCUCAGUAAUGAACUGAAAAUAUUUAGUUAUAGUUUAGAUGAACAUGACGUAACAAAAAAACGAAGUUUUGUUAGUGAAAAUAAAGAUUCGGGUUUUGAUUCUCUUACCAUAAAUCGAACACAUUCGACAACUAUCAUCGAAGAUGAAACAAAACUGUGCACAACAACAAUCACAAGUACGACAAAUAACACAUUAAAUGAUUGCAUAACAAGUUUUUUAUAUGACGAAGAAGUCGACAGCUCUUCAGAAUCAUUUACAAGUUUACAUAUUCAUACAAAAGAUCAGCGUUUAUUGUUUGUUGAAGAAAAUCUAAAAGCGACGUAUUCCAUUGAUACCGAGUAUGGUAGACAAACCCCAUCGCUCGGGUCCGAAUCAUUGUCAUUUCUAUCAGGUAUCGUUCCCGAUUUAUCAACAGACAGUCUAAAUGAAGAUAAAGAACAUGAGAGGAACGAUAUUGGUAACAUAGCGAACGUAAGUGGAACAGACAAUAAUAAUGAAUAUCUGUCGACGCUAGCUUCAACAGGAAAAUCGACAGAAACUUAUGGACCCUUAAUGACAUGGUCACGUAUUAAAUCUACUCGUUCAUCAUGUGAAAAUUCAUGUGACGAUAUUGAUUGUUAUUCAUCAUCAAAUAAACGUCAUAAAAUAUCAUCAUACUCAAGUAGAGAAACACUUGAGGGACGGAGAUACUCAAUAAGUCCACAAAUGUAUGACGGACACUAUCGUAAACGGGACGUAAGAGUAGCCCCGAAUGGACGAUAUUUUCUUUUGAUUGAUAGUAACAAUAACAAUGGUGAUAGUUCAUCGUCGGUUGAACGUUGUGGCUCAGAUGAAUUUCGAUAUACAUCAAACUAUGAGGACGACAUAUAUCCAAGUAGCAGUGUUUCUCCGCCACUUGUACCGUCGUAUCUUCGAAGAAAAUCCGAUGAGAUACAGAUUCGUUCUCAAAGUGCUGAGCCACAAGCAACUGUUUCAACAGCAGUUAUUAGAAAAAUUCGUUCCAUACCCUCUCCUUACUCUUCUUCGAAAAAAGUACCAGAUGCAGUACGCGAAACAAAUCAAGGAUUGUCGUCGACGUUAAUAACAGCACCUAAUGAGAUAUCGCAUAUUGUUCGAGCUACACCCGUUCAAGUUAUUCUAUCACCACCACCAGUAACAGAUAUAAAAAAUAAAACGCCGCCCGAGCCAUCGUUGAAAACACCUACGGAUAGUCGACAAUCGUUGAAUAAAAAACCUGCAAGACGUCUGGUAUUUCCAUCACGUCUUGGUCGUAUAUUAUUUUUUCGUCGUGUUUUAUCCGAUUCAGAUAUUUAUCAAAAAGUAUGUUCAAAAGAAAAUGAAAUUCGACAUAAUGUCUACCAUUUAGACACAAUUAGAGAUUAUUCAAUGGAAUAUUAUAUGAUAACGACGUUUGGAUCAGAUUCUCAAUUAAGAGCAUGGAUGGAUGAUUAUUUGUGUUUUCGGCCAGAUGAUGAAGAGAAUCAUGAUGAUUUUAAUCGUAUGACGAGUAGUAACGAUGAUGAAGAAGAUGAACUGGAAUUCAAUCAACCAAUGGGUGAUGAUGAACUCGACUGGUAUAGUGAAGAUCUUGAAUCAUUUAAUAUUUCGAGUCAAUUGAUGAGCGUGAAUAGCGAUGAUAAUGUCGAAGAAUUUCUCCGUUGCCAACAACUUUCUGUAUCAAGUCUGGCUACGUCAAUUGAAUCAUCUAGUUCUGCCGGAUUUGAAGUGGGUGUAUCAUCAUCUUGGCCAAUAUCAACAACUGAACAAUCUAAAAUUUAUUCAAAAAAGAGUACUACUCCUUCUGUAUUCAAUCGUUGUCCUCGUCAACAGAACGAUGUAUCAACAGCAACAAAUGUCGAAAUGACUAAUAUCGAUGAACAACGUUCUAUACUUCAAGAAAUUUUAAACUAUUCCUGGGGUAUUCGAGAAGUAAAUAGCAUAUCAUCUAGUGUAUCGUCAACAAAUGAUUAUUUAAAAGAACAACAACAUUCAAAAAUGAAAUCAAAAAUAAAUAAUAAAAAUGAUAAGAGAACAUCGAUGUGUUCUCUAAGUGAUCCGGCAUUAAAUAAAUCGAAUAUGUUUGAUACGAUAGAUACCACUAAUUCAUCUAUCGAACAAAAUUCCUAUUUAAAAGAUGAUCAAUUUCGAACAGAUUUUUAUUAUUUAUGUCCAUUGACUCGUACAUCAAGUUUUCCAAAGAUGUCAAAAGAACAAGAUUUGACUACAAAUAAUAAUGACGAUAUCAAAGUACAACAAAAUAAUGAACAACAAAUGACUAAUAUAAAAACAACAAGACAAUCUAAUAAUAAUAUUUAG